Biomphalaria glabrata is the source of this 990-nucleotide messenger RNA. RefSeq names its product bifunctional endo-1,4-beta-xylanase XylA-like. NCBI's taxonomy places the organism in Eukaryota, Metazoa, Mollusca, Gastropoda, Planorbidae. The transcript has a single exon. The record is from RefSeq and is a predicted model, not a curated record. The coding region runs from base 1 to 990 and encodes 329 amino acids.
AUGAACAAGUGGCUAGGUGUAGAAUACAGCGAUUGGUCUACAGAGAACUACACUCUAGGUGUAGAAUACAGCGAUUGGUCUACAGAGAACUACACUCUAGGUGUAGAAUACAGCGAUUGGUCUACAGAGAACUACACUCUAGGUGUAGAAUACAGCGAUUGGUCUACAGAGAACUACACUCUAGAUGUAGAAUACAGCGAUUGGUCUACAGAGAACUACACUCUAGAUGUAGAAUACAGCGAUUGGUCUACAGAGAACUACACUCUAGGUGUAGAAUACAGCGAUUGGUCUACAGAGAACUACACUCUAGAUGUAGAAUACAGCGAUUGGUCUACAGAGAACUACACUCUAGAUGUAGAAUACAGCGAUUGGUCUACAGAGAACUACACUCUAGAUGUAGAAUACAGCGAUUGGUCUACAGAGAACUACACUCUAGAUGUAGAAUACAGCGAUUGGUCUACAGAGAACUACACUCUAGAUGUAGAAUACAGCGAUUGGUCUACAGAGAACUACACUCUAGGUGUAGAAUACAGCGAUUGGUCUACAGAGAACUACACUCUAGAUGUAGAAUACAGCGAUUGGUCUACAGAGAGCUACACUCUAGAUGUAGAAUACAGCGAUUGGUCUACAGAGAACUACACUCUAGAUGUAGAAUACAGCGAUUGGUCUACAGAGAACUACACUCUAGAUGUAGAAUACAGCGAUUGGUCUACAGAGAACUACACUCUAGAUGUAGAAUACAGCGAUUGGUCUACAGAGAACUACACUCUAGAUGUAGAAUACAGCGAUUGGUCUACAGAGAACUACACUCUAGAUGUAGAAUACAGCGAUUGGUCUACAGAGAACUACACUCUAGAUGUAGAAUACAGCGAUUGGUCUACAGAGAACUACACUCUUAAACUACAGAAGAAUGUUCUAGGCGAACAAAACUUUCUAUCAAAUGCUAGAGUGUUUUUACAGCACUUAUCAACACUUAUCGACGUAACUUAG